Penicillium salamii is the source of this 1929-nucleotide messenger RNA. The record is from the annotation of a GenBank genome assembly. Lineage: Eukaryota; Fungi; Ascomycota; Eurotiomycetes; Eurotiales; Aspergillaceae.
AUGGUUGGACUGCUCGAUCUCCCGGUUGAGAUCGUACUUCUGAUUGCCGGUUCCUUGCUAUGCCACGAAGAAGUCGAGGGUAGUUUCGCCGGUCCUCAGAGCGAUUUAAACUCCCUCAUCCAGACGAACAGGCAGCUAUAUAACCUAUUCCAAGACGAACUAUACGAAUCGAACGUCAGAUAUCAUAGGCAAACAGCACUUGCAUUCGGUGCAUACCACGGCAACAGGACGAUUGUCGAAAAGACAUUGGAGGUUGACAAGUCAAAGAUCUCAUUAGCGAUACCUAGCUGGUGCUUGCCUUGCACGGUACAUACCACCCAUGAACCAGUAUGCUGGGCUGCUCAGGGUGGUCAAACUGCAAUGAUCCAGCAUCUUCUCGAUUGUGGAGCUACCUUCAAGCCCGCUUGCCUGGAACGUGGCAGAUGUGAAUGUGAAACAGGGCUUCUGGGCCAAGCGGCCAAAAAUGGUCACUUGGAAACAAUGAAAUAUCUUCUUGCGAUGGGUUUGAAAGUCGAAAGUCGAAGAGAGCUCAAGCACCAAAGACCCGAGAGACGCGGUGUCACGCCACUGCGUAUGGCGGUUGAAAACGGUCAAAAGAAUUGCAUUGACUUCAUUCUCCGCGAAGAGGGGUAUCUUGCUUUACGAGGCAAAGAAUAUGUGCAUAGAAUUGCCCUGAUUGUGGCAGGGGUUGGGUACCCGCCCGCAGAAGUGAACCACCAGUCGCUAGAUUCUGCGUUAUUCCUUUUGAAACAGAGCAAACUCACCCAGUCCUUUGACUUCUGCCGCUGCCUUGUGGACGUUGCUUCCGCGAUUUCGAAGGACCUCCCGAAACUCAGCCAGAUACUUGAGAUGCCCGGGAAUUUCGAGCUUUACGCAGAUAUGCUUCUAUAUCUGGCAGUGAUGAGUGGGCAUGUGCCCCUACUCGAUGAGAUGGUCCGACUGGGUGUCUCUGUGGAAACACGGUUCCGAGGUGGCCACACACCAAUAAGCCUGGCAGCACUGGAAGGUGGUCCAGACAUUGCAACCCGCCUUCUAGAGUUAGGUGCAGACCUGAACGUCAAAAACGACAAGGACCAGUCACCAUUCUUUUUGGCAACUCUAUCGCGAGCAUUGGGGGUCAUGGAAGUGUUCUUGCAUCACGGUGCUGAUAUCAACGCCAGCUCAACCAGAUGCGGAAUCAUCCAAACACCACUUUUUCGAGCCGUAGCCGACAUUGAACGUUCUUGCCUCAUCGGGCGAAAUAUGAGCUCACCAAGACGCGCUGGCCGGUCUUCAGCAAGCGCUGUCGUGGAGUUCUUGCUGCAGAAUGGAGCCGAUCCCAAUUUUCGUGACCCGACAUAUGGUAUGUCACCUUUCUGGCUUGCGAUUAGGGCUUGCAGCCCUUUGAACGACGAUGAAAGGAUCCGAGCAUUGAUUGAACAUGGUGCCGAUGUCCAUGUGGCGCAGAGACGCCGAUCGAUUCUGUGCGACGCCAGCAGACAUUAUAGCAUCGAUACUAUCAAGCUGCUACUCGAGAAAGGUGUUGACCCGAAUGACUAUGGCGAAGACUUCAGUGCAACAAAGACCUAUCAUCGCGGUGUACCUCUCUCACCUUUGGCGAAAUGCAUGAAAUACGGCUGGUCUGAGCAGGCAGUACUCCUCCUCGACUUUGGUGCAGAUCCUCAUGCUUUGCAUUGGAAAAAGGAGACUUGUCUGGUCAAGGCUGCCACGUUUGGGUCUUAUGCCCUUGUGGCAAAGUUGCUUGAAAAGGGUGUUGACGUGAAUGAAUCCUUCAAUGGCAAGACAGCGUUGGAUAUUGCCGUGUGGCGCCGCAAUGCAGAAUUGACGGAGUUGCUACUUCGUUGGGGAGCAAAGCCCACUGAAUCUGCAAAAGAGAGAUGUAUUGUGUCAAAAACUAAAUGCCGCAGCGAAGAAAAAGCGAAUAAAUGA